Pseudomyrmex gracilis is the source of this 2748-nucleotide messenger RNA. It is a transcript of the gene Atg13, whose product is annotated as autophagy-related protein 13. Gene Ontology annotation, biological process: mitophagy; protein localization to phagophore assembly site; autophagosome assembly. Gene Ontology annotation, cellular component: Atg1/ULK1 kinase complex; extrinsic component of membrane; phagophore assembly site. NCBI's taxonomy places the organism in Eukaryota, Metazoa, Arthropoda, Insecta, Hymenoptera, Formicidae. Bases 482 to 1702 code for a protein of 406 amino acids. The record is from RefSeq and is a predicted model, not a curated record. The transcript is spliced from 5 exons.
AGCGCCGAACGGAUUGAACCAUCUUUUUGGGCGAAGAUUUCGGAUCGAUUUCUAGGUUUCUAGCAUCUCUUGUGUAGUGACUAGUUUUUAUCUUGUAUUUCACGACAAAACUGAUAACAGACAGCAACGACUUUUUUUUUUAUCGUUCUGUGGUAUAUUGUUUUUUUCUUGUAAAUUUAAAGAAGGAAAAUUCUUACUUACGUGGUAUACGCUACAACAUGAUGAUGUCAAGUACGAGUUGUAGGAAUUCAAGGAAGCAGGCCACGUGCACGAAUAGAGUUGUUUAUAAAAUUGAAACUUACGAGCGAAAAGGUAGUAUAAAAAGCCCGAAGUGAGUGAGUACACCAGUAGAUAAUUAACACAGACACGGUUUUGCCAACCAAGAAUGUGCUGUUACGUUGCUGCUUCACAACGUACUUCUUGUUUGAAAAAACAUUUAUGAGGCUAGUCACACACAUUAUUAUUAUUACGGUUGUAUACGAUGUCAACGCAAAUAAGUAUGCAGGACAGGAAGGAGUUAGAGAAAUUUACCAAAUAUUUGGCUCUCAGAGCUGCCCAGGUCAUAAUACAAGCGAGAUCAGGUCAGAAAGUUAACACCGCCUGUAAACCAGAUUCCUCGGCUGGAGAUUGGUUUAAUCUAGCAAUAAAAGAGUUACCAGAAGUGACAGCUGAUGCUAAGAGAGCACUGUGCGGAGAGAUAGUCAGUUCUUCUGUACCUCUUUGUGUGGAAAUCUCUCUGAAAACAGUGGAAGGUGACAAAAUGGUUUUGGAAACUUGGAGCUUGGGUGUUCUGCCGGAACAGAGUGAUCCAACCGUGCGAGUAACAUAUACUGUAUACAACAGAAUGGCAAUUUUACUAAAGUCUCUACUGUCUGUAUUGAGAGUUACACCAGCUUAUAAAUUAAGCAGACGUCAAGGAUCCGACUCUUACACCAUGUGCUAUCGAAUAUAUAUGGGGGAACCUCAGCUACACAACUUAGGUGAUAACUACAAGCAAGUGAGAGUGGGUCAGUUGUGCACUCCGGUGGGUACCAUACAUUUAUCGGUCUCUUACAGGACAAAAAUGACUAUAUCACCUACCCACAAGGGACGAGAUUCUAUCAUGCUCAAGAGUGAUCAUUUUCAUUCGGAUCUGAGUCCACAUCACGCGCGUUAUCAGCAGAGCGACGAAACAUCAAAGUCCCUUAGCGAUACCAUCAAAGUUGGUGCAUUUGUGAUAAACAAGCCUGUCAUUGUUAACGAAGAGGAUCUUGUGAUACCAGACGUGCCGUUUAGUUCUCUGUUAACACCUAAACAAACAUCUCCUCCUCCGGUGUCAUUAGUGGAUCCUACGAAGACUGCAGCAGCCACUGCAGUCGACAACAACAACGGAAAUAACGAAAGACUCAGUAAUGAUACGUCAAUUUCGAAAUGCGCAUCACAGAACGGAUCUAGAAGAAGUAGUUGUUCAAUGACUAGUGCCAACGAUGAUUUUAUUAUGGUAGAUUUGAAAACCCCUUUCGCUAUUACGAAUACCAAUAGUGACGUAGGAGCAUUUUAUCGCGAGUGUCAAAGUGCUCCGCAAUUGCAAGCCUUCAUGGAAGAAAGAACGCUCGAGGAACAACUGGGAGACAUUGCGAAACAAUUGGAAACGUUUGAAACUAAUAUGCAACAUUACGACGAUUUUUUAACGUCAUUAUGUCAAACCGAAAAUAAUAAUUAAGCAACUCGAAUCUGGUGCUGACUUAUGCAUAUCUAUCGUAUUUAGGUAUAUAACUUUCAUCGUGUUAGAAGAAAAUGACACAAGUGUACAAUUCUUGCAUCGCGUAUAGCUUUUGUUUUUCUUCAAAAAUAUCAUAAAUUUUGUUAUCCUGAAAGCUGAAAAAUAUGUAGCCAACUCUGAUAUGUGUCCGCGGUGUCUCGCAUAGAAGUGUAAAAUCCCGAAGAUGUCACAUAUUUAAUUUCUUUCGAUUUUUAUACUCUAUGUUUUUAGUACGACUGAGUUUACUGCUUAUCUUCGACGCAUCUCCGACGAUCACGAUAACAAUUAACUAUGACUUAUAGAAAAAGAAACUAAAAUAUCAAGCUAUACGAGAGUAAUUAAAAUUAUUACAUCUGGUACGUUUUUAACAUUAGGUAAUUUACAGUUUUUGAAAUAUAUUUUUCUUGAAUUUAUUAUCACAUAACUAUUAUUUUUUGUAUGAUUUUUUUUUUAUUAUUUCUGAAUAAAUUAAUUAAAAAUUGACUAUUUUAUGACCGUACUGAUCCUUUGCUUUAACGAAUGGCAACUUUAUUAAAAUCUUUGAAACACGUAGAUACGCAGUGAAGUUUUUCUCUCUUACAUCGGCCCUUUCGGGUGACCGAGAAAAUUUAUGGCCUAGUUCCAAAAAAAAAAAAAAAAAAAAAAAAAAAAAGCAAGUUAUCUGAACUUAUCUAAGAAUGUUUGCGCUUUGAUCCGAAAUUUUGAAAACUGAAAGAUAAGCUAUUGUAUAUUGGUAUAAUAUCACAAGUUUACACGCGAUCUCCCAAUCUUCUUCUCAAUACUCGCUAAAUACUGCUGGCUCAAGUGUUUUGCUAAAAUCUAGCUGCAAACUUUUAUGUACAUAUAUAUACGGAGAGCAGAGCACACGGUUAGUGCGAUAAGUGAUACUUGUUUACUUAAUAAUAUAUAAUUUAUUGCUUGUAUAAAAUGUAAAUUGCACAUAGGCAUUAUAAAAUUGAUUGAUAAAUAUAAGUGUGUUGUGGCAAUAAAUCAUUUUUGCAAAUUUA